UCCACCACCAUUCACUUUUCAACAACAGAUGAGAAAUUUGGUGGAGACGGCGCAGUUCGGUUCCAGCUUUUGCAUACGGUUGACACUUGCGGCUAGUGGCUUGUCAGUGACGAGAGGGUGGGCUUUGUUUGGGCCACAAAUCGAAGUUUAGUUAAUACGUGUAUUUGCGAAACAAACUCCAACGUGAUCUGAGAUAUAGAAUUUUGUGAAUUAAGCGCUUAAUCCAGCCACGUUGGAUCCGCAGCAGUUGGCUAAGCAUGGCUAAGGAAGUCAUCAUAACAGAUCGAGAGCUUUAUCCAAGUCAUCAGAUUCCAGACGAACACAACUUGGACUACCGGGAGCAGUUUCCGGAUAUACGACCACUGCUGAAACGCCAGUUCCGUGGCAUUUGGACCCGGGAGAAUGCCCUCCGUCGAUUCCCGUUCCUCGUAUGGGGACCGCAGUACAAUCUCAAAAAGCUACUCUCCGAUGCCAUAGCUGGCAUUACGGUGGGGCUGACUUCGAUCCCGCAGAGCAUUGCGUACGCCGUUGUGGCGAACCUGGAACCCCAAUAUGGCCUGUACUCCAACUUCAUGGGAUCGUUCGUGUAUGCGUUCUUUGGUAGUGUGAAGGAAAUAGCGAUAGCCCCGACUGCGAUCAUGGCACUGAUGGUUCAACAAGUUGUCCUGGAUUUGGGACCGGCUGGAGCUAUUCUGGCCUCGUUCCUGUCCGGGUGUAUAUCUUUAUUGCUGGGAAUGCUCAACUUUGGCUUCCUGGUUCAGUUCAUAUCCAUGCCGGUCAUUACGGGGUUCAUCACGGCAGCAGCGAUCACCAUCAUAAGCAGUCAGAUGAAGUCACUGAUGGGAAUCUCUAGUCCUGGGAAAUCUAGUGGAUUCAUCGAUUCAUGGGAAAAUGUGGUGGAAAAUGCUUCACAAACGAGGCUGUGGGACGCUGUGUUGGGAUUUUCGUCGUUGGCGAUUUUAGUUUGUAUCACGCUAAUCAAAGGUCGCGGCUCCGGUCACUGGCGAACUGCUACCAAGUAUCUGUGCUUACUCCGAAAUGCCUUAAUUGUCAUUAGUGGUGGUGUCAUCGCCUAUAUUUUUUCGACAAAUAAUCAGUACCCAUUCCGUUUAACGGGAGAUGUAGCUUCCGGCUUCCCUGCGGUUGAGCCACCUCCGUUUUCCACCACGUUCAACGGAGAAUUCUACGACUUUUCACAAAUGCUUCGAAUCCUCGGAUCAUCGGUGAUCACCAUUCCAUUGAUUUCGAUACUGGAAGUGGUGUCGAUUGGUAAAGCCUUCUCCAAGGGAAACCCGGUAGAUGCAACACAGGAAAUGAUUGCCUUGGGUUUAUGCAACAUUGCCGGAUCGUUCACGGCAUCAAUCCCAACUACUGCGUCGUUUGCCCGAACCGCAAUUAACAGUAGUUCCGGAGUUAGGACACCCUUUGGAGGAGUGUUCACGGGAUUGCUGGUUCUCUCGGCAUUAGGGUUGCUGACGGAAUAUUUUUAUUUCAUUCCAAAAGCAACACUGGCAGCGGUGAUCAUUGCUGCCAUGGUUUUCAUGAUUGAGUACCGAGCAGUUGCAGAGAUGUGGAGGAUCAAACGAAUCGACAUAAUUCCGUUCCUAGUGACGGUGAUCGCCUGCCUUUUCUUGGGACUGGAAUACGGAAUCCUGAUAGGAAUCGCCGUCAACUUGUGCUUUCUUCUGUACCUGAUAUCCAGACCAAGGAUUGAACAUAGACUGAUUGUGAUUCAUCACGCUAUUGCCUUAGUGUUACGUCCCACGAAUGACUUAGCGUUCUCAUCAGCUGAAUAUUUCCGCGAGAAAAUACUCAGCAUGGCUAGCAAACAUGAAGCCGAAGUAGUGGUGAUCGAUGGAGAGAUGAUCAAGUACAUCGACUCUACGGUAGUGAAAAACAUUUCCAGCACGGUGGAUGAAUUGAAACUACAGGGGCGUCAAGUUCUGCUCUGGAGGUGGAACAGGGAAGUACAGUGCUCGCUCUACCGGUACAAGAAGGAUCAAUUCUUACCCUUGUUUAGAUCGGAUGAGCAUGUAGAACAAGUCGUGGAACGGUGGAAAGCGUCAAAUUUAAAUGAGGGUUGCGUGUGAGGUAUGAUAAUUGAUAUGUGAUAUGAUGAGUAAGCUAAUAUUUAGAAGAUAGAUAAGUUAAUAAAACUCGACUAAUCUCGAACAAAACUUAAAUGACUAACAAAUGACUCUACUUAUACAUA
This is a messenger RNA of Armigeres subalbatus, 2212 nucleotides long. Its product is annotated as sodium-independent sulfate anion transporter-like. The coding region runs from base 258 to 2090 and encodes 610 amino acids. Gene Ontology annotation, cellular component: plasma membrane. The record is from RefSeq and is a predicted model, not a curated record. Lineage: Eukaryota; Metazoa; Arthropoda; Insecta; Diptera; Culicidae. Gene Ontology annotation, molecular function: sulfate transmembrane transporter activity. Gene Ontology annotation, biological process: transmembrane transport. The transcript is spliced from 4 exons.